Messenger RNA from Mobula hypostoma (lesser devil ray), 3470 nucleotides. RefSeq names its product arrestin domain-containing protein 3-like. The record is from RefSeq and is a predicted model, not a curated record. The coding region runs from base 251 to 1504 and encodes 417 amino acids. NCBI's taxonomy places the organism in Eukaryota, Metazoa, Chordata, Chondrichthyes, Myliobatiformes, Myliobatidae. The transcript has 8 exons. Gene Ontology annotation, cellular component: cytoplasm. Gene Ontology annotation, biological process: protein transport.
UCACAAAAACCGUUUUAAGUGAGGUGGUAGGUAUGAUACCCCCGUCUUUUGUACAGACCAAAAGCUGGGGAGCAGCAUCUCCGACUGUCCGGAUCCAAAUGCUCCUUUUUAACAUCCCACUGGUCGCGCCUGCAGCUUUUGCAGGGCAAACCAGAGAUCAGUGGUGAAGAUCACAUUUUUCAGAUCUCCAUUUUUGUAUAUUUUUUAUACUCUCACACACACGUAUAUAUCUAUAUAUAGAUAUAUAACCAUGGUACUGGGCAAGGUGAGGAGUUUUACAAUAAGCUAUGACUGUCCUAACGAGAACAACAUUCCUGUCUAUGCCAGCGGAGAUUCGGUCUCUGGACGGGUGAUUAUAGAAGUUACUGGGGAAAUUAGGGUGAGAUCUCUUACAAUCCACGGCAGAGGACAGGCGAAAGUACGCUGGACAGAAUCGCGAAAUGCUGGUUCUAAUACUGCCUACACUCAGAACUACACCGAAGAAGUGGAGUAUUUCAACCACAAAGACAUUUUAAUCGGGCACGACAGAGACGACGAUGAUUCGGAAGAAGACCUCACCACUAUCCCUUCAGGCAGACACGAAUACCCAUUCAGCUUUGAGCUUCCACAGAUACCAUUAGCUACCUCGUUUGAAGGCAAGUAUGGCAGUGUGCGCUAUUGGGUGAAGGCUGAACUACACAGACCAUGGAUGCUGGUAAUGAAAGUGAAGAAGGAAUUUACAGUCUUUGAACACAUUGACAUUAACACUCCAUUGUUGUUGUCACCACAGGCAGGCACUAAAGAGAAAACUCUUUGUUGCUGGUUCUGUUCCUCAGGCCCAAUAUCCCUAAGUGCCAAAAUCGAACGCAAGGGCUACACACCAGGUGAAUCAAUUCACAUAUUUGCUGAGAUUGAGAACUGUUCUUCCCGCAUGGUAGUGCCAAAGGCAGCCAUUUACCAAACACAGACUUUCUAUGCCAAAGGGAAAGUGAAAGAAGUUAAACACCUUGUAGCCAACUUGCGAGGAGAGUCAUUGUCAUCUGGUAAAACGGAAAGUUGGAAUGGAAAGCUACUGAAAAUUCCACCGGUUUCACCGUCGAUUGUAGACUGCAGCAUAAUUCACGUGGAAUACUCACUCACGGUCUACGUGGAUAUUCCUGGAGCAAUGAACUUAACUUUGAAUUUACCACUAGUUAUUGGCACCAUUCCCUUGCACCCCUUUGGUAGCCGGACAUCCAGUGUCAGUAGCCAAUGCAGCAUGAAUCUCAACUGGCUGAGUCUCGCAUUGCCUGAGCGACCUGAAGCUCCACCCAGCUAUGCAGAAAUUGUAUCUGAGCAGCAGCGACGAAAUAAUCUGGCUACAACAGCAGUCCGUGAUGAAUUAGAAAGAGUGUUUGAGGGACCAUUGUUUGCCUACAUCCAGGAAUUUAGGUACCAGCCUCCUCCUGUGUAUUCAGAGAUUGACCCUCACCCAGAUCAGUCAAAUCAAAACCGUGAAACAAACAUGUGUUGUUCCACCCGCUGAAGGGCUUUGUGUGGCUGUUGGGCCUCCUCUUUCAUGGUUUGAAACAACAAUGCAUUGCUGCACUGUUGAGGACAGAAGAUUCGAAACGGAAAGCUAUAGCUCAGUGACGUUUUGUGACCGUGAAUAAACAAGAGACAGCCAGUGCGAAUGAAAGCCAGAAUCUAUGUGGCUCGGAGAGCUGCCAUUGCUGCCGGGGAAAAAUAGUUACUUUCCCACGGAGCGUAUGCGAGAGCAGCUGAAGUGGACAGCGACCACAGUUUGGCCUGACUUUUCACACCGUUUUCCUGGGGUCUCAACCUUAACUGAAAUUUGCACAUAUUAUUCAGUGCUUGUGUUACGUUUCAUAUUCCAUUCAGUCGUGAUGAUGGCUGUUUUUUCUUUCCUAAUUUUCAUUUGUGGUGAACUACAGGCAUCAAGUUAGUGAUUUUUAAUUUUUAUUUUUGCCUGGGGUCUGCGUAGUUCGAAGAUCAAGUCAGCAGUGUACAAACCUGAUGGAAUGCACUGAUAUUAUUUAGCCUGGACCGUACCUGCUUUGCACGUGCUCAGUAUUGUCUUCUCAGGCUAGCCUUGUAACACCAAUCCAACUGUGGCUUCUUUACAAACAUCAAAUGCCUUCAAGCCAAUAUUUGUUGCUACUUCUUCAUUUUGCAAUCUACUGUAGUAGAAUAGCAACAGAUCCAAAAAAGUGGAAAAAGACUGCAAAGAGAGACUCUAUUACAUUUCCCUUCCUAGGGAAAUAAUCUGUCUUUCCUAUUUGUUGCAUUUCUACUAUACACAGAGUAUCUUUGUGUUUUUCAGACUGCCUAAAACACACAAAAUCUCAGGUGAAAUUGUCACUUGCCAAAUUGUUGGUAUUCUUUUGUGUUUUGAUUAAAUUGCACUGUUUCAAUAUGAGGGACGAUUGCAAGAUAUGGUUGGACUUUGAAUUCCUUUUCCUCACUGUUGCCUCCGCCAUAUUAUUUCCCUUCUACUUUGCUUCCCUAUUCCCAAUGUAUCAGGUCAACUAUUAGUCAACUGCUUUCCACGCGCACAGAAACCGUCAUUCCUGUCUGGAGGACUUCAUUGAGGGCUGGACACUGUGUUCACCAGGAUCAAAUAGUCAUUGCUGUUGCGAAAGAAAGUCCUUUUCCUCCUAGUUAACCCAGUCAUGGAAGUGAAUGUCUUAUUCCACAAGUGGCCUUUUUGUAAAAAAAAAAAUACAAAUAUGCUAUUCUGUAUGCCAAACUUGGGUACAACACCACCAUGAAAGGAAUUGACUGUUAAUUGAGUUAUAUUUUCUUUCCUGUUUUGCUAAGAGAGGGCAUUGAGGUUCACGGUAUUUUGCGAGUGUCCCUGAUGUACAAGUUGUUUUGUGAGGUAUUUGGCAUUAUAGGGCAUUUGAUGUUUCUAUUUGGAUAACCCUCAUUUCUUUCCAAACUAGGGAUCAACAGUUGCUUAACCAGGUGGGAAACCUGAUUUCCAUAUAAUUAAAGAAAAUUAUCACUUAAAGGGAUUGGUCAAUAUUAAUUCCACAGCCUUUGUUGCUGGCCAAAACAUGGCCAUAGCUGAUGGAGUCUUCUUUUCAUUUCCGAACAUAAGUGUGGGUAUUUGAUUGGGGUUUUCUGCUUCAGAUAUCUGCCUAAUCUGAAUUGCUAUAAUAGUGAUUUUUGAAUAUAACUAUAUAUUUUCUUCAAUAUUGUUUGAUCCCCAACUUAAGAGACAAAGGACUCCACAGUCCAGUAUUCAAUUUAGUUUCCUGAUUUUUAAAAUUAGGAAUAAAUAUUUUAAAAAUCCAAAAUGUUCUAGAAACAAAGUGCAAUAUUUAAAGUUUUUUGUAAGGUUUUUCCUUGAACGUGUACAGACUUUUUUUUUAGUUUGGUGCUGUAAUUAUCUUUGUAGAUUUUGUUAAGGAAACAAGGAUCCAUGUUCUGAAUGGUUUAAUUUUUUUGUUUAGCUGUUCGUGUAUAAAUAAAAUGUUUUCCUAUUG